Messenger RNA from Peniophora sp. CBMAI 1063, 1188 nucleotides. Lineage: Eukaryota; Fungi; Basidiomycota; Agaricomycetes; Russulales; Peniophoraceae. The record is from the annotation of a GenBank genome assembly.
AUGCACGGCGUUGACACCUUACUUUCCCCUGUCUCUACCGACUGCUUGCUAGAGGUCGUCGAGGAGGGGAUUCAUCGCCCAUUUGAACCGUUCCUCAAGGUCGACUAUCUCAAGCCUAAGCACAGGCCGGAGCCGUUGACGUUGCAGCCCCGUCCUACCGCUCAGACUACCCCACCGCGUAGCUCUCGUCUUUCCUCCACUGUCCUCCUCAUCGUCUUCACACUCGUUUCCCUGAUCUUCACCGGCUCACUCUCCUUCGCUUUCUUCGGUGAACGCAAUAGCGAUGUCUUGGGGGAUUUGUUGAAGGACGCAGCAGAUGCCUUACCAUCUGGAAUCUUGCUGCUGGGAGAAAAUGUCGAUGUCGAUGUCGACGAACCGUCUAUCACCGUGCGGUGGUCCUUGAUAGCUUGUGGCCCAGGAGUCGCUUUGAACGGUUCUGAGGGUAUACAUGGUAUCGCCGCCUGCGGCCUUCCCAAUCGGAACAUUAGCGUGUUUGUCGACGACGCCGAGUCACCUGCUCUCGUCUUCUCACCUUCGAAUAUACCAUAUCUCUCAAGUUCGGGUAUGCGUAGACACAUUCAGGCGCUGUCUCAAUUCGACGCCGAUUACGUGCUGGAUGUACACGAAGCCCAUUUGUAUCCAAUGGAUCGAUACUCGCUCUCGACAACCAUGUUCGCGCUCGACACGCAGUCGUCUACCCCUAUACCCAUCGAAGCGCUCCAUACUAUACACGAGACGAUGAGCUUUUCGAUAGCCUCGUCUGACUCGAGCACAUAUCACGCACUGUCUGACGGCUCGCGUCGGUCCAGUAGGGAACUGCGCCUUAGCGUCAGUCGCCCUACCUCUGCGAGGAUAUUCAUAUUCUCUCUCUGGGCCACAAAUUGGUUGCUCGCGCAUGCCGCUGUAGGCCUGAUACUUCUCACGGUCCGGAACGAAGAAUAUCAUCCCGGCGAUUCCCCAGCACUGGCGGUCCUUGCGAUUCUCUUAGCUAUACCAAGACUCCGCGAAGCUAUGCCAGAUGGUCCAGGGCUUGAUGGAGUGCUCAUUGAUACGGUUGGCUACUUUCCACAGAUGGCGCUAUCGGGCAUAUGUGCGGUAACACUACUCUUCCUAGCAGCGAAGAGAGAGAUGGACGGUGUAGAUGCUGUGCCUCAAGCCGACGCCGGUACCCGCGGGCAACUCGUCUGA